This is a messenger RNA of Leptinotarsa decemlineata (Colorado potato beetle), 2528 nucleotides long. RefSeq names its product Leucine-rich repeat-containing G protein-coupled receptor 4 (gene Lgr4). The record is from RefSeq and is a predicted model, not a curated record. Gene Ontology annotation, biological process: activation of adenylate cyclase activity; adenylate cyclase-activating G protein-coupled receptor signaling pathway; hormone-mediated signaling pathway. NCBI's taxonomy places the organism in Eukaryota, Metazoa, Arthropoda, Insecta, Coleoptera, Chrysomelidae. Gene Ontology annotation, molecular function: G protein-coupled peptide receptor activity; protein binding. Gene Ontology annotation, cellular component: plasma membrane.
AUAGCAAUUCAGAGCUACGGAGAAAACUCUAUAUUUUGAUGUUCUUUCCUCUUUUCAGAAAAAAUAUCUACAGAUUCCAGAGGUAUCUGCACAGAAGGCUACUUUCAAUGUGCGAAUGAUACUUUAUGUGUAGCCCAAAAUCAAAUUUGUGAUGGCGAAUCCAACUGUCCUAUGGGAACUGAUGAAGAGGAUUGUGACGACGAACAUGAUGAUGAUUACUGGGAUCAUCUAUACAGAAAAAGACCAGUAGCUGAACACGAUGACUGGAAUGGAGAUAAUUGUUCCUUUCACUAUACUGGAAAAUGCAUCUGUAGGAAACUGGAUCUAUUAUGUGACUACAAAAACUUUGAAAAGGCUCCAGAUGACCUGCCACAUGUGAACAUCAAUAUUUUGGACUUCACUGGUAACAACUUCAGGAAUUUGAGUCAGGAAUCUUUGAUGUCAAUUCCAGAUUCUAUAGAAAAAUUAAUUCUGUCACAUUGCAGUAUCAUUGAAAUACAAGAAAAAACUUUCGUUCAUUUGGGAAAUAUGAAAAAUCUACAUUUGGACAACAAUCACGUGAAAGCCCUUCCACCAGAUAUGUUUCCGGAAACAAGCAGAUUAAAUAUAUUAUCUUUGAUGUAUAAUGACAUCUCCAAAAUCGAUGCGAAAGCUUUCAUGAAUCUGGGAUAUCUGUAUGAACUAGAUCUAAGGGGCAAUAAAAUAUCUAGAAUUGACAUCACGAGUUUGGAACCGUUAAAGAACCUUGCUAUUUUAUAUCUUCAAAAUAAUCAAAUUACCCACCUGAAAUCCUACAGUUUUCCGCAAAUGUCUCUCCAACAGUUGUCUCUGAUGGAAAACAAAAUUCAGAAGAUAGAUAUAGCUGCUUUCAGCCAUUUGAUCCACUUGAAGAGUUUGUUCCUUUCCAACAACAAAUUAACGCUUGUGAAAAAUAGCACUUUUUCAAAUCUGAAAAAACUGGAAGCACUAACAUUGAACAACAACUUCAUCAAGACCAUCGAGCACGGAGUUUUCAAAGAUGUAACCAACCUGCAAUCACUGAGACUAGAAGGAAAUCAAUUGAGAUAUCUUGACAAGAGUGUAUUGGAAGCACUCAUCAAUCUGAGAACAAUAUACUUUGAUAGAUUUGAAAUGUGCUCAUCGGCCCAACAUGUACGAAAUUGUUAUCCCAAGGGAGAUGGUAUCUCUAGUCAAGAACAUAUGUUAGCUAAUCCAAUAUUGAGAACUUGUGUUUGGGUAAUGGGUGUGAUAGGCUGUACAGGAAACAUAAUAGUUUUGCUGGGACGUCAUUUUGCCCCUACCAACAACGUCGUGCAUUCCUUGUAUCUGAAGAAUUUAGCUCUUUCGGAUUUAUUGAUGGGAGUGUACUUAUUCAUAAUAGCAUCUGAAGAUCAAUACUACAGAGGUGUAUACCUCAGUUAUCAGUACAUAUGGAGACAUAGUUAUAUAUGCAAGUUAUGUGGAUUCCUGAGCACGCUCUCUUGCGAAUCCUCCGUCCUGAUUCUCUCUUUGGUCACUUGGGACAGAUUCAUUUCCGUCACUCAGCCACUAGCCAGGAAACAACCCUCAAGAAAAACAGCAGCUAUUACUCUCAUCUUACUCUGGUGUUUUGCUACUCUAGUGGCACUGAUCCCUCUCAGCAACCUUACUAGAGACUACUUUGGAGAUGAGUUCUAUGGAAAUAACGGAGUUUGUCUAUCCCUGCACAUUCACGAACCGUUUUCAAUGGGUUGGCAGUACUCAGCGACAAUGUUCAUUCUUCUCAACACUUUGGCUUUGAUAUUCAUCUCAUACGCAUAUAUGAGAAUGAUAAAUGAAAUUAGGGCCAGUGGAGUGGCAUGUAGGUCAACUAGACAAAGUCAAGAUGGAGAUAAGGUUGCUAAAAGAUUUGGGAUCAUCGUCUUCACAGAUUGCCUUUGUUGGGUCCCAAUCAUUCUAGUGAAAUUAGUUGCAUUCUCAGGCAAACCCAUUCCUCAAGAUCUGUAUGCAUGGCUGGCAAUUUUUGUGUUGCCAAUAAACUCGGCUCUCAAUCCAGUUUUAUAUACAUUGACCACUACGAUUUUCAAAAAACAGAUGAGGAAAAUCUACAACUCUUGUUGGCGCAAGAAGAGGUCAGAACAACAUCAUGCAGGAUCUGAGUCUGGAUUCAGUCUCAGUUUCGGAGUUUUUCCUAUUGGCAGCAGUACUAGGAGAUUAUUCGGUAGUAGGAGAACCCAUAGCACUAGUCUAACGGCGAGCAGAAAUAGUUGGAAAAGAUCAACAGCAGUAUGAUAGUGAAGUGUUCGAAUUUAUUUUUCAUUGUUCUGAGAAGACACUGAAUGGGGAAAUACGUUUUAUUUGUACAUAGUAGCAUUUAGGCUCCCAAUAGGAAAAAACAUAAGUUUUCCGUUAUUAAGUGUUGUGAAUUUGAAAUAUUUUGUAAAUUUAAGUAUAUUGCAAAUUCAUUCAUUAUGUCUAUUAUUAUAAGGAGGUAUAUGAGGUAUCAUUUCAUCAGUUUGAUGAUAUGUCCGUGAAAAGUAGUGAAACAA